UUGCAACGGAAGCACGUGUUUUUAUCGUUGUGGUCGAAAAAGUAUCCUAAAACAUGACGCUUCAUUUAACCCACGAAAUCACCGCUAACUCACAUUGUUCUUACUACCAAAUGUCGUUAAAAACAAUCAUUCAAAAGCAAAUUUUAGAACACCCUUGCGCCCCCAUUUUAAUCAACAUCUUCGAGCAUCAAUAUAAAAUCGGCGAUACAUAUCACGCGGAUUAUUUGAUCUCGACUUACGGAAUGACGAAAUCGAAGUACUACAGCACCUUCGGUGGUUCCAGGAAAUGCGAAGCUAAAAGAUGCCAAAAUGUAAUUAGGAUCAUUAUAGAGCUUGAAGGGGAAACUUUGGAUCACCCAGUUUUCAAAACAUACCGCCUACAACUCGAGGUAAAAAUCAACCAAAUUGGGUAUCCGAAUAACCACAUGGUUAAUGUUUUGUUUGACCCGUUAUUAUCGAAUGAAUUUGAGCCACCUACCCAUACUCCAAUGCACAACAAUUGUGGAGAGGCAAAUGAAUAACAAAAAACAAUUUCUUAAUAAAGUUGUACUUAUUUUUA
Messenger RNA from Onthophagus taurus, 559 nucleotides. The record is from RefSeq and is a predicted model, not a curated record. NCBI's taxonomy places the organism in Eukaryota, Metazoa, Arthropoda, Insecta, Coleoptera, Scarabaeidae.